AUGUCAGCCACAAGCCUUGCUUCUUGUCCAAGCUCGCGCCUCUGUAGAGCUAAUGUUCCUCAACGAUUCUGCCCCCCCAUGCUGCCUUGGGCCUGGGCUGGCUUCAGUGCGCCAUCUCUUCCGGCACCACCGUCUGCACCUGUGCCGGCUGCUCUAAAAUCACUGCGGGGGACGCGGAGGUUUAGAAUUUCCCAACACGUGAGGUUCGGGUCUGGGAGACACUCACUCACAGCCCCUGAUUGGCGCCGCACCUUUCGGCAGAAGGCCAUCGAAUUUCGAGGAGCACUGCAUUCACGAGCCUUGACCACAGGUCAGCGCGAGGACUCUGAGCGCUGGCGCGCGCUAAGCUUGCCGCAGAAGCUACUGCAACCAGUGCAGCUGUUUGUUGCCAUUUGGCUGCUGUUGCUGCUCCCUGCUGGUCUGGCAUCCUCCCCAAGAAAGCUUUGCGGAGGCUUCGCGCUGGGAUCUUUACCCUUUGAGUACUUGAUCUUUUUCAGUGUCGGCACCCUACCCAGAGCUUGGAAAUAUGGGCGCUAUGCCAAGCCACCCGACUCCUCCGCUAAGCCGGGCACAAGGCGGAGCGACUUCGUCCUCUUCCUCCUCUGUGUGCUCAUUGCUCACGCCACUGCCGCUUUUCGCUUCGUUUCCGCACAUCAGACACAACCCUGGGAUGGGAUAUUGCGAGCCGUCCGGCUUUCUGCCAUCGUUCUAACGGCCCUGGCAGCUUGGCAUUUGGGACGCAACUACGACCGCGUAGCCGCCUCGUCUGAGCUUGUCACAACUGGGCCGUACAAGCUGGUGAGGCAUCCUAUCUAUCUGUCCUAUCUCCUGCUUUUUGCUGGUAGCUUGCUGUAUCUUCAGUCCUUUCUCGGCUCGGUGAUUCUGCUCGCAGCCGCCGCAGUUUUCUACUCCCGUCGGAUCCCAGCAGAGGAGGAGAUUCUUCGUCAGACCUUUGGUGAUCGCUGGGAUGCCUUUUGCACCUCUACACCGGCACGGCUCUUUCCGUUGCUCUACUAG
This is a messenger RNA of Symbiodinium sp. CCMP2592, 1017 nucleotides long. Lineage: Eukaryota; Dinophyceae; Suessiales; Symbiodiniaceae. The record is from the annotation of a GenBank genome assembly.